This is a messenger RNA of Penicillium egyptiacum, 1794 nucleotides long. The record is from the annotation of a GenBank genome assembly. NCBI's taxonomy places the organism in Eukaryota, Fungi, Ascomycota, Eurotiomycetes, Eurotiales, Aspergillaceae.
AUGGCACUGGAAGCUGUUCACGACGAUUCAAGAUUCCCGCCUGGUACUGUCGCGCUUGAAGAUAUCCAGGGGCAGAAUGAGAUUGUACGAACAGUUCUACUACCACGUCCCAGCCGUGACCCUAACGAUCCUUUGGUACGUCACCAAGAAAAGAUCGAUUCAUUCCUCCUAACAAUGGAAGAAUUGGCCCCUUUGGCGAAAAUAUCUCAAUUUUGGUCUUCUGUGUUAUUACGCUCUUGUGGUAUUCGCAUUGUACGUUUGAAAGGACUUCUUGCCUUUCGUGGAUUUGUUUCUAAUAUGGGAUUGAAUUGCAGCAUUACCGUCGCCAUACCAACCUGGGCACCAAUGCAUGAAGAGAUCGGCUUUAGUUAUCAGGUCCUUAACAAUAGCUACGCCCUUGGCUCUGGGGGCGUUGCUUUUGGAGCCGUCGUCCUUACCCCCUUUGCUCUCAAAUUCGGCAGACGCCAGAUUUAUAUUGUCAGUACUGCUCUGCAGGUUGGUAUUUGCAUUUGGGAAGCCAGGCUUCAGACAGCUGCAGAUCUCUACCUUGUUACUUUUCUCAGUUGCUUCCUGGGAGCCCUUGCGGAGAUUCUUAUUCAAAUGACUGUUGCCGACGUCUUCUUCAUCCACCAGCGAGGGGCUAUGAACAGUAUCUUUAUUUUUUGUCAGCAGAUCGGCAGUGCGGUAGCUCCUGUUGUCGCCGGUUACAUUACCGAUCGGCUUGGCUGGCGAGCGGUAUGGUGGGCCAUGGCUAUUCUGCUGGGAAUUGGCCUGGUCGUCUUCAUAUUUCUAUAUGAAGAGACUAAGUUCUUUGCUACUGUGACGGAAGGAAUCCCGCCAGAAGCAACAGGGGAGGUCGGGAUAAAACAGAAUCUCUUUGAACGUGGUGAGAUCAAGACGGAAUUGGAAAAAAAAAGCCCUCAACAGCCCUUGGAAAUUCAACAACCCUUGGAGACUCAACAACCCUUGGAAAAGACCAGCUUCAUCGAAAAUUCUCCUUUAUACGUCGUUGAUAUUGACGAGUCAAUUCCGACCAUGACCUAUCGACAACGCCUAUUCCAAACGGCAAUUAGCCCCGGAUCUAUAUCGAAGCUUCUCUUGCAUACCUAUCAGCCUUUUCACAUUAUGAUUUGCAUUCCCGGCAUUUUAUACAUGGCUAUCGUCUAUGGCAUUUCAUUUGCUAUCAUGACAAUCAUUGGGACAAACAUGGCGGAAUUUAUGCCCUCUCCGCCAUAUAACUUCAGUCCGUCCGCUGUUGGUCUCAUGAUUCUGCCCGUUUUUAUUGGAACAGCUAUAGGAAUGGCUAUUGUUGGACCUACCUGUGAUAGAUUGAUCCUCUACCUUUCCAGGAGAAAUGAUGGGAUCUAUGAGCCUGAAAUGCGCUUAUGGUUGCUUGUUGCCUUUAUCCCGUGGAUCCCUGCUGGCUUGAUGAUGGCAGGCUGCGGUUUCCACUACAGCCUACCAUGGCCUAUUAUUGCUGUGGGGUUCGGCGCCGCUUCUUUGGGGGUUGCACCAGCAAACAGUAUAGCUUUGACCUAUGUCACCGAUGCUUAUACCGAGAUCCUGGGUGAUGCCAUGGUGGGAAUUACAUUCUUUCGCAACCUCCCGUCAAUGGUCCUACCAUUCUUCCUACUAUCAUGGAUACAUCGUAUGGGCCUUCUAAAUGUCUACAUCAUUGUGGCUGUCCUUUCAACUGCGAUCUUUAUGAUUACUUUGAUUUUUAUCUAUUACGGGAAGAAGAUUCGUGCGGCGAGUGCGAAUCGAUAUCGAUGGUUUGCUUCUCGCCAGUUCUAG